Messenger RNA from Didymosphaeria variabile, 1542 nucleotides. RefSeq lists its product as uncharacterized. The record is from RefSeq and is a predicted model, not a curated record. Bases 1 to 1542 code for a protein of 513 amino acids. NCBI's taxonomy places the organism in Eukaryota, Fungi, Ascomycota, Dothideomycetes, Pleosporales, Didymosphaeriaceae. The transcript has a single exon.
AUGUGGACAGCAAACCGCGCUCCUGCUCGCCCUCAACGCACCGGUUCCGUACACAGCAUUGCAUCGGUGCACUCCGCCCACAGCAGACCGUCGUCUGUAGUUAGCCCUCAUUACCAGCUUAGCCGCCAACAAUCCCGCAGCGGAUACGAGAGCGACCAGUCGAGCGACACUCUCAACGAGGAGGAUUUCAACGCACCCAUGCCGGCUAUGUGGCAGACUAAGAGACAGGAAUCAGGAUCAGCAGUGAGCAGACUGAGCCAGAAGUUCGCAACCGCUAUCGGGACCUCGCCAGUGGUCACACCACUGAAACCAUCACCAACACUACACAAGUCUGACAUCAUGAGGAUGGAGUUCGACGAUGACGCUCGCUCGAGGGCAAGCACUACAAGCACCCUGAACGGUGACGAGCAUGACUUUGAGUUUCCGGAGAAGACGCCCACAAACAAAAUGUUUGGUGCGGGAGAUCGAUCAAUACCAUACUACACUGGUGUCGAGCCCAAACCUUACACACGAAAGUUGAAGAUCAUCGAGGAGUCUUCCAGCGCAACAGAUAAAAACAUUCCGUACUACACGGGCAUCGAACCGGCGCCGCUCUCACCGUUGAAGAACAUCAUCGAGAGACCUUCGGCUGCACCAGCUUCAAGACGUGCAAUGGGUCCUCUCGAAUCGCAGCUCGCGGCGCUCAUGGACAAGGUCUCCCAGAUCGAGUCGAACAAUCCCAUUGCGUCCGUCACCCCUGCAGACUACGCCACCAUGAAGGCCCGUCUGGAGACCCUCGAAGCAGAAAAGAAGACCUGGCAAAAGCGCCACGAAGCCAUCUGGGCCCUCCGCGACGAAGACGUGGAAAACAACAUCAAGAUCCGCGGCGUCCUCGCCAAAACCCGCCGCUCGCUCGAAGCCAUGACCGCCCUCCGCGACGAAGACCUCGCCAACGUGCAAGCCGUCCGUCUCAAGCUCGCAGAAGCAACCAAGCAAGUAGACCGCCUGCGCUCCCAAGGCCCCCCCGCAAGCGGUCGCGCGAGCCCCAAUCGCGGAGGCAGACCCCCCAGCAUGUUCCUCGAGCGCAGAGAUACUACCGACCUUUUUGCCGCUGCUAAAGCCGCGGCCCUCGAACAGCGCGCGCUGGAGAUGGAGAAGCGAAACUCUGAUCUCCGCGCGCAAAUCGAGACGCUCAAAGGGGGCGCGAACAUCGACGAUCUAAACCGCAUGACCGCACAUGAAGCGUGGAAGGACGAAAUCUCUUCCAUGGCGUCUAAGCUCAAAGUCAAAGACGCGGAGAUCGCAGAGCUGCGUGCGGCGAAGGCAGCGUCAGCGCCGUCGGCCCCUUCUGGCGCACCUUCAACGACCGCGGGGCACGUAGCGUGGCACCGCGUCGAGGCGAUCCACGAAGAACACGCGAGCUACCGCGAGCGUAUGGGCGGGAAGCUGGCGGUGCUGCGGUCCGAGAAGGAGGGCCUGCAGAAGGAGUUACACCGCAGGGAGGACGAGUGUCACGCGUUGGAAGUAAAGGUGCAGAGUCUGCAGCGGAGAGCAAACAUCUAG